UGAUGGAGGGCUUUGAGCCCACACCCCCGACGCCCCUCCUCAGCCUCCAGCGCAGCCGUUCGGAGCGCCCAAAACGCUCGGUGAAGCGCAGAGUCGCGGCGAGGGCAUCGCGUGUACGGGACUGCACUGUAAAAGUAAUGUCACGUCAACGCGAAGGUUUUGCAGCCAAAGGAAGCUAAGAUCCUCCUUAAUAAAGAAAACUGCGCAGUUUCUGCAUCUGGGACGCGAAGACUAGGCUUCUCAGCCUUUCCUAUGGAAUGCGAGUCGCACUUGGACAAGUGUGGUUUCUUUGCUAAUCGGCAUGACUAAUAUAAAAAGUGUGGAAUAAUCUAAUUGUAAUCAGAAAAGAACAGAAAAUAAAGUCUUAGCCACUAAGAGUCCAUUUAGAGUGCUGCUGGUGUCCGCCAGCCGUCUCGUCUCCUUCUUUUCCGUGCUGACGGAGUUUCGCAGAUUAGAAUGGUGCGCAGUUACACCGUUUUCAGCAACAAAAACGCGGAAAAUACAAAACUGAGAAAAAACAGGAUGUUAUUCUCGAUCCUGAGGGCGACGCACGCAUUCGUGGUUUUGCUACUUGUGAUUACUGGUGGUGGUGCAGGAUCGUCUCUGCAGGUCCCCGAUGGCAGGGCCAGUCCUCUGUCCCUGGAGAAGAACACAGGCUGGCAUGUGAAGGACUUCCAGUGCCACCAAAUGCUGAAGCACCUCCACAACGGGGCCCGCGUCACUGUGCAGAUGCCCCCCAACAUCGAGGGCCACUGGGUGUCUACAAGCUGUGAGGUGAGGCCCGGUCCAGAGUUCAUCACUAGGUCUUACCAGUUUUACCAUAACAGUACAUUCAAGGCUUACCAGUUCUACUACCGGGACAACCACUGCAGCGUGCCCACCUACACGCUGGUAAUCCGGGGGAAGUUGCGUCUGCGCCAGGCCUCCUGGAUCAUCCGUGGGGGCACUGAAGCUGACUACCAGGUCCACCGCACCCAGCUGGUGUGUCACAGUGAGGCUGUGGCCAAGGAGCUCAGCCAGAGGCUAGGCCACAACUGCCAGAGUACGGCAGGGGCAGGCCCGGGGCCUUGGGAGCCCAACGUCAGCUACGACCUGUGGAAUGAGGCGUCAGGCUGCGACUGCUCAAGGGGCCUCAACUUCGCCAUGCAUGAGCUGCAACUACUGCGUGUGGAGAAGCACUACCUGCAUCACAAUCUGGACCACCUGGUGGAGGAGCUGUUCCUGGGCGACGUGCAUACUGAGCCGGGCCAGAGGAUGUACUACAGGCCCUCCAGCUACCAGACAGCCCUGCAGAACGCCAAGAACCAUGACCAGACGUGCAUCGCCUGCCGCAUCAUCGCUCGCUCAGAUGAGCAGCGGCCUCCCAUCCUGCCGCCGCGGGCUGACCUGGCGGUGGCGCUGCACGGCCAGUGGGUGAGCCAACGCUGUGAGGUCCGGCCUGAGGUGCUCUUCCUCACACGCCACUUCAUCUUCCAUGACAACAACAACACCUGGGAGGGCCACUACUACCACUACUCUGACCCUGUAUGCAAGCACCCCACCUUCAGCAUCUACGCUAGGGGGCGCUACAGCCGUGGUGUGCACUCCACCAGGGUCAUGGGUGGCACCGAGUUCGUCUUCAAAGUGAACCACAUGAAAGUGAGGCCCAUGGACCAGGCGACCACUUCGCUGCUCAACGUCUUCAAUGGGAACGAGUGUGGGGCGGAGGGCUCCUGGCAGUUGGGUGUGGAACAGGAUGUCACAGCGACCAGUGGCUGUGUGGCCCUGGGCAUCCGGCUGCCCCACACCGAGUACGAGCUCUUCCGUCUGGAGCAGGACCCACGCGGCCGCUACCUGCUGUACAACGGCCAGAGGCCCAGCGACGGCUCUAGCCCGGACCGGCCCGACAGGAGGGCCACCUCCUACCAGCUGCCUCUGGUGCAGUGUGCCACCAGUGGCCACAAGCCCAGCACUGCUGCAGAGGAUAUUGACCUGCCCCUGCGUCUCAGCAGCAAGUGCCUACAGUGCUUCACGGUUGCCACAGUACAAAUUGCACUCGCCCUCCUUUUCCCUCUCCUGCUCCUGGGCUAAGCCACACCCCCAUUCCUAUGCCCCUCACUGGGCUGAAAAGGAGAGGAAGAUCAUACUGAGUCACAGGGGAGGGGGCUGCAUUCUCAGAUGUGCUUAACUUGACGCACGUGAACGUAUUGGACGGUUCACUCUUCAGGAGGCUGAAGGAGAUGUGUCCUAUGAUGGCCAGCGCUUAUGCAUCACAGUAAAUGCACUUUAGCAGACCUGCUAAGGGUUUGUACAUAGUCUAGAGGGAAAAGCGUGUCACGCUCACUGGCAGGAACCCGCUACUGGCCGCUGAGACUAGUGGGAUGUGUCCAUAUGAAACAGUCCCUCCAUGCCGACUUAAAGCCAGCGGCUCUCGCUGUAGAACCAGAGAUGAACGCUCCCAGCCCUCAGCUGUAGCAUCUGUUUCUAAGCUUGACUCUGUAAUUAGAAAAUUAAAGUGGUUUAAUUACA
Messenger RNA from Brienomyrus brachyistius, 2508 nucleotides. RefSeq names its product protein APCDD1-like. The transcript has 5 exons. Lineage: Eukaryota; Metazoa; Chordata; Actinopteri; Osteoglossiformes; Mormyridae. Bases 457 to 2070 code for a protein of 537 amino acids. Gene Ontology annotation, molecular function: Wnt-protein binding. Gene Ontology annotation, biological process: negative regulation of Wnt signaling pathway. Gene Ontology annotation, cellular component: plasma membrane. The record is from RefSeq and is a predicted model, not a curated record.